AUGGCGCGGCCGGCGGGGGAGGAGGCGGCGGCGGCGGCGGCGCGGCGUCGGGGGGAGAGCCCGACGGCCAGCCGGCUGCUGGUCUCCUUCCAGUACGUGCACGUGCAGCUGGGCGGCGGCGCGCCCUGGGGCUUCACCCUGCGCGGGGGGCUGGAGCACGGCGAGCCCCUCAUCGUCUCCAAGGUGGAGGAUGGCGGGAAGGCAGCCUUGUCGCAGAAGAUGCGCCCUGGGGAUGAGCUGGUGAACAUCAACGGGACCCCGCUGUACGGCUCUCGGCAGGAGGCUCUGAUCCUCAUCAAGGGCUCCUACCGCACGCUCAAGAUGAUCAUCAGGAGGAGGAACGUGCCCGUCAUCAGGCCUCACUCAUGGCACCUGGCCAAGCUGUCCGAGGUCCGGACUGAGACCGCCACCAUGCACUUUCCUGCAGAUGCCUUCAGCCUCUCCUGGCACUCGGGAUGUGACACCAGCGACCUGUCCUUGCCGUGGAACCCGCUGUCACGCCACUGCAGCACCGACAAGAGCAGCUCCCUUGGGAGCAUGGAGAGUCUGGACCAGCCGAGCCAGACCUACUACGAGGGCAGCCUCUCCCCCAUCGACCAGGCCAUGUACCAGAACAAGCGCGACUCCGCCUACAGCUCUUUCUCUGCCAGCUCUAACACUUCCGACUCUGCCUUGAGACCCGAAGAGAACAGCUCUGCCGAAUACACCCAGCAAGGCCAGCUGCCGGACCCCCGCUACCUGCAGACGGGCAGCGAGGGCGGCGAGACAUCGGGCACAGUGGGCCUGCCGUCCCUGGCCGGCCAGCUCAGCGCCAGGCCAGCCUCCUGCACUCAGGAAAGCCACUUUCCCAGCUCUGCCAAAGCCUUUGCCCCUCCCCAGCCCCCUGUGAGGCAGGACAGCCUGCGAGCUUGCAACCCCUCGCCAGCCGGCACGGAGACGCAGGGGGCCUUGCCCCAGGCCAAUUCGUUGCACCCCAAAGGCAGGUGGACCUCCGACAUCUCUCUCUGUGUGCGUGGCAGAGACUCCGCAGGGACCUGUGGGCAGUUGGCCUCCGCGAGCCACGCCAAAGAAUCUCUCCCCACAGACCAGUAUUAUCUGCUGAGCUCCCACGCAGAGAGACACCUGCCCAUGGAGAGAGGAGCGCAGAGCGUGGAGUCGCUUUUGAACGAGGAGGGAGAGGUUCCUCCUCCGGAAGAGCCUGCCCAGCGCGUGGACAGCCAGGAGCGUGAGGCUGAGCUGGGCGACCGGAGCAAUGUCUCUCCUGUCGCUUGGAAGGACUGUUGGUCAGGACCCCUGGCUCAUCGGCACAGCGCCCCCGAGCAGCUGUUGGCUGCCCAGUUGCAGGCUCUGAACGUGGCCCAUAGCCAGGAGGGACCUCACUGGACUGUUUCUCCACUACAUGUGGGGAGCAGGAGCCCCAGAACCCAGGAGUCGUGGCAGACGCAGGGCCACGGCUGCCAGAGCCGGCCUGGUCAGGCACAGGAGCGGGACAUCCGCCCGGCAUCAGGGGAAGGGCCUCUGUCUCCCAGGAGCAGCCACGCCGUUCAAGAGAGGCCCAGGAGCGCCUCGGUCGAAUUGCCCUCGUCCCUGCUGAUGCCGCCUUCAGAGGAUGCCGACUCGGCCUCCAAGGCUGUCCCCACCAUGGAUCCUUUAACAGAAGGGGGACGAGACAGUGAAGGGAGCCGGCCCGCCGCGAGGAAGGGAGGCUCGGCCCAGCACCGCUCGGCCCAGAUGCGCCGGCGCAGCGACCGUUUUGCCACCAAUCUGCGCAACGAGAUCCAGUGGCGCAAGGCCCAGCUCCAGAAGGCCAAAGGCUCCGCCAUGCUUCUGUGCGGAGAGGAGCCGGUGCAAGAGGCGGAGGAGCCCCCUGACAGCCCCACUGCUCCCGCCCCCUCUCCUCCUCCACCACCCCCCUCCGCCCCUGUUCCUCCACCUCUCCCAGCAGAGAGCAGGCCGCCACACCGAACUGCUGCCGGCCCCAAGCGCUGGGGCUCUGAGCUGAGCGUGCUGUGGGGAGAGGCGGCUCCCCAGAGCCCCAGCAGGGUGCCUUCAGAGCCCAAGUGGAAAGCCCCCUUGCCAGAAAUGGAGAAGCCCCCGGCGGCCCUGCCGUUGCCGUCUGGGGGAAGAGGCCGCUGGCGGUGGUCUCCGGAGCACAAAUUGCAGCCGCACUCUCAGAGCCCCCCGGGGCUGAAGCUGGGCUCACCUUCACAACCUCCAGAGGAAUCCGGCCUCCUGCCUUUUGCCGACAGGCGGAAGUUCUUCGAGGAGACGAGUAAGGCUCCGGCCUCUGCACACGCAGCCUCCCGCCAUGGCCGGCCCGGAGGUUUGCGUCCCAGGGCAGUGGAGCAAAACUCUUUCCAGCCGGUGAGUUCUGAGCACAGAGACCAGCAGCGGCACUCCAUGGACCAUCCCUACUGCCCUCCGUCCUCUCCUCCCGUCUACCCGGAGUUCCGGCCAGAGGUGCCUGGGUUUUACAAGCCAAUGGCCCGACACAGGGACUGUGAGUGUUGGCGGCCCCUUCCCUGUGCUUGUGUGGCCCGAGAGGCCUGUGCCUACUGCGGUGGGGAGAGAUGCCCCACCUUGCUUCAGAGGAACAUGCCCGUGCCAUCCAGCCACUGUACCCACCGCUGCCACCCUCGCCCCUGGGCCCGCUGCACUGACUGCUGCUGCCCAGCUCAGCACCAGCUCUUGGAGGAUGGAGGUCCCUGGCAAGGCAGGAAGACCUACCCACCGGAAUUUCCCUUGGAUGAUUGGGAGCCUCCGGCGAUAAACAGAAAGAACAGCCAGUCAAUGAGCGAGCUGGCACAACAGAAGAUGGGCUUUGUGAGGGUCGGCCCCUUCUGGCCCCGCUCAGAAAACUUUGAGCCCGAGUGGCCUCCUUUCUGCCGGGCUUCAUCCACUCACAGCCUCUCUUGGGAUGGCGAGAGGCCCAGCCGAGCUGAGGAGGAGGAGGGUGCCUACGAGGAGGGUGCCGCUGAACCACGCAGACACCCACUGCGCGAAAGGGCGUAUUCCGAAAGCCAUCUCUGCGGAGAGUCGGGCGGUGCUUCCAGGAGACAGAGGCAGGAGGCCCCGCUGGCCAAGUUGGAGGAGCUGCCUUGCCUGGCCAAAAAGAAGGGCCUGCCCCCUCCACGACCCCCACCCCCAAAGUGGGAGAAGUACCACCCACGCCGUGCCUCCCACCACCAGCUGCUGCCCACUGAGGGUGGCCUGGCGGCUGUCCCGGAAGACUCUUGCACCUCCAGCCAGAACAACGCGGACGUGGCCAGGCAGCGGUCUCAGAGUCUGCCCCUGGAGCACUUCUGGGGUGAUGCGGCCCAGGAGGCCCAGCUCAGGCCUCGGGGAUCCCCCGUGCCCAAGGAGCCGGGCAGCCUGCACUACUACUGCCGUGGCUCGCCACGGGGGACUCCGGAGUGGCUGACCCCAGACUUGAGCGGCGAGAGUGACUCUUCCAGGCCAGCAAGUUCCCUAGCAGAGGACGCAAAACCCGAGCUCUCGUGGGAUAAGGAGCAGAAUGCAGAGUCUAGCAGAGGCCCAGAGAAGCCGCGGGCCAGCCCCUCCAGUCUGUGCUCCAAAGACGACGAGUCUGCGCAAGAGCGUGCUGGAGGAGAGAGCCGCCCUCCAGGCAUGGCAAGCCCAGCACCACCCUUCCGCCUGAACUCAGAAGAGCUGAUGAGGGAUGUGGCAGGCAGGGACCGUUCCCUGGCUGGUGUGCUGAAUCCCGCCUCAGGACCGGUGACUGCAGCCGAGGUGAUGAGCGACCUCUUCUCCCCCAGCGAGUGGAAGGGGCAGGACUGGCAACCACAGGUGGCUGGCAAGGGACUUCCCGAGAGGCAUCCGGCUCAGCCCGUCUCUCCGACCUCAGGGGGCACCUCCUGUUCAGCCUAUUACAACCUGUCAUCAGGAAAGGCCGAGCUGCUGAACAAGAUGAAAGAGCUUCCAGGAGCCAGUGUGGAAGAGGAGGAACCGGACCAUGAUCUGGCCCGGAAGAAGGUGCAGCUGAUUGAGAGCAUCAGCCGGAAGCUGGCGGUGCUGCAGGAGGCACAGCGGGGCUUGCAGGAUGACAUUAACGGCAACGUCGUCCUGGGCAAAGAAGUGGAGAGUCAUGUCAAGGGGGUCUGCAAGCCUCACGAAUUUGAGAAGUUCCGCCUCUUCAUCGGAGACCUGGACAAAGUGGUCAACCUGCUUCUCUCGCUCUCGGGGCGACUGGCCAGGGUGGAGAAUGCCCUUGGCAGCCUGGGUGCCGAUGCCCCAGAGGAAGAAAAGCUGGCCCUGCUGGAGAAGAAGCGGCAGCUGACAGCCCAGCUAGAGGACGCCAAGGAACUGCAGGAGCACGUCGCUCAGCGGGAGCGCGUGGUCUUCACCAGCGUGUCGCGCUGCCUGCCCGGCGAGCAGCUACAGGACUACCAGCAUUUUGUGCGCAUGACGUCGGCGCUCGCCAUCCAGCAGCGGCAGCUGGAUGACAAGAUCAAGCUGGGCGAGGAGCAGCUCCGCUGCCUGCGGGAGAGCCUGCGCCGGGUGCCCUGGGACUGCUAGCGGAGCCCUGCUUGGCGGCCACCG
Molecule: messenger RNA, 4560 nt
Organism: Euleptes europaea (tarantolino)
Lineage: Eukaryota; Metazoa; Chordata; Lepidosauria; Squamata; Sphaerodactylidae
Gene: SHROOM4
Product: shroom family member 4
Exons: 11
Coding region: 1-4536 (1511 amino acids)
Biological process (GO): actin filament organization
Cellular component (GO): apical plasma membrane; cortical actin cytoskeleton; adherens junction
Molecular function (GO): actin filament binding
Source: RefSeq, a predicted model, not a curated record